Eufriesea mexicana is the source of this 1188-nucleotide messenger RNA. RefSeq names its product pickpocket 13 (gene ppk13). The transcript has 7 exons. The record is from RefSeq and is a predicted model, not a curated record. The coding region runs from base 16 to 1134 and encodes 372 amino acids. Gene Ontology annotation, biological process: sodium ion transmembrane transport. Gene Ontology annotation, molecular function: ligand-gated sodium channel activity. NCBI's taxonomy places the organism in Eukaryota, Metazoa, Arthropoda, Insecta, Hymenoptera, Apidae. Gene Ontology annotation, cellular component: plasma membrane.
UAUGGUUGUGCAAAUAUGAUCAACAAUGUGGUAAGAAAUUAUAUUCAAUAUCCUGUUGCUUUAACCACCGAGACUACUUACAUUGAUUGGCAGACACCAUUUCCUGCAAUUGCAUUUUGCAUUUCUUCUACUUCCGCAAUUAGAAAAUAUUUUAAAAGAAACCCAGGAUUAUUUACAAAUUAUUCCAAUCCAAGUUUCCUGCGAGUAUCAUCUGAAGAUCUUUUGUCUCUUUAUCAAACGAUGCGGGUUCCUUGUAAAGAAUUCUUAGCAGAAUGCACAUGGAACAAUAUGAAGUUUAAUUGUUGCAACGAAUUUCAAGAAUUAAGAAAAACCGGCGUAGGUUAUUGUAUCGCAGCAAAUUCGUUUCACUUGAAAGAUAAUGGCAAAUCGAGCGUGCAUUUCUUUGUGAAUCGCACCGUAAAAUAUGGUGAUCUUAUCAUUAAUAUUCGUUUAGAUGCAAAGAUGAAAAGAUACCUUUUUGCUGGAUUUACAGUACACAUUCUCAACAAUCUACAGUUACCAAUAUUUAAUAAUGUGGAAAAAUAUGAGAUACGUUUAAAAGCCGGCAAAACAACCCGAGUUGAGUUUACGAUGAAGGACACAUUCAACGAGGACGGUGUAAAGCAAAUUGCGAUCGAGCACAGAAAAUGUAGGUUUCCUGGCGAAAAACGAGCAAACUAUCGAUUCGACGUUUACAGUAGCGACUCGUGUUAUCUAGAAGUAAUUAUAGAACGAAUGAUAAAGCUGUGUGGUUGUGUGAAUUUUUAUUAUCUUGUGCCUCGAGGUGCAAGAGCAUGCAACGGUACCGAAAUGCUCUGCAUAAUCGCUAAUAAAGCAAGCAUUGAGAUGCAAUCAUUCAAGGAUGAAGGAUGUUUACCGGAUUGCGAGGGGACAUCGUUAAUCGUGAAUCGAUUGGAACCUUAUGAAUACGAUUCUCCGAGUCAAUUAUUUACACGACUUCAUUUUACACUGCUCUCACAUCCAACGAUGCGAUAUCGCCGAUACGUGGUCAACGAUCUUUUAGAUGUUAUAGUUUCGGUUGGAAGUGCAGUUGGGCUUUUCAUGGGUGCCAGUAUCUUAAAUAUCUUUGAGAUACCGUAUUGGUUAUUCGUUCGUCGAGACAGAAUAGCGUAAAAUCAAAAUCUUCUUGGAUUAAAGUAUCAAGGCAUGUGGACGAGGAUUGAUUUA